AUGGACUACAACGAGCUGAAAGACGUACUUGCGAAGCUAAACCGCACGGUGCAGAUGGCCCAGCAGAGGGAUCGACUGUCGCUCGAUGAGACGCUAAUCUCGAUCAACCAGACGCUGCAGACGAUUGGCGGGCUACUCGAGACUGUUCAGGUAGCCGUGCUGAUCGUAGCGAUCGCCCUCUCAUUUCUCCUCAUCGGCAUGACGGCCACCUGCUACUAUGCAAAGUACAAGAAAUAUAGCCGGGUAUCAACCGACGAGGAGCGGCGAGCGUACCGAGCAGCGCCCCCCACCGACGAGGAUCGAUUUUCGUAUCGUAAAGGCGAAUACCAUCCGACGGAUAUU
This is a messenger RNA of Mesorhabditis spiculigera, 342 nucleotides long. Lineage: Eukaryota; Metazoa; Nematoda; Chromadorea; Rhabditida; Rhabditidae. The record is from the annotation of a GenBank genome assembly.